AUGUCGCCGUUACGGGAUGGCAAGUCUACAAUAAAUUGCGCCAAUGACAUUUCAAACAAUCUGAAUACAUUACCGAUCCGCCCGCUGCCUCUCGUCGAGAUGCAGCUCCAAGAAUCAGUGCAGUACCCACUGACUGGCCUGGGCUCCGAGGAAGCCUGGAUGACCCUAACGACCUACCCGCCCGGGUGGGGUUGGGUUCGUGUGGGACCCGACCACCGCCUCUUCGCGGUAGUCAUGUUCCACCAACUACACUGCCUGCGCAUGAUCCAGAGAGCCUUCGCAGACAAGAGCGACCCCGUUGCAGGCGAGCAUCACGUCCAGCACUGCUUAAACUACCUGAGACAGAGCUUCCUGUGCGAGGCGGCGGACGACCUCGAGGAGGGGGACUUUAUGACGAGGGAUUAUGAGAGGGAUAGAAUGGGGAGCAUUCUGGUGUGCGAGGAUUGGGCGAAGGUGUUCCAGUUUGCUGAGAGAAACUUUAGGGAGUGGGAGGAGUGGGGUUCGGAGCAGGGGAUUUGCAGGAUCUCUGACAGAGUGGGUGACGGGAUUUGUUUUUAG
Gloeophyllum trabeum ATCC 11539 is the source of this 558-nucleotide messenger RNA. RefSeq lists its product as uncharacterized. Bases 1 to 558 code for a protein of 185 amino acids. The record is from RefSeq and is a predicted model, not a curated record. Gene Ontology annotation, biological process: mycotoxin biosynthetic process. NCBI's taxonomy places the organism in Eukaryota, Fungi, Basidiomycota, Agaricomycetes, Gloeophyllales, Gloeophyllaceae. The transcript has 2 exons.